GAGGUUGGCACAGAAAGCGCAGUGGACCGCGGCAAGUCAACCAAGUCUUUCUUGAUGUCAUUAUUCGAAGCUGAUGGCCACCACAGUGUUGAAGGGCUCGACACUUUCAAUGCGUGUUACGGUGGGACGAAUGCAUUAUUCAGUACCACUAGCUGGUUUCAGAGCAAAGCAUGCAACGACACCUACGGUGUAGUGGUCUGUUCCGACCCGGCGGUCCACCCAGAUCCUGCUCAUAUCUCUGGUAUUGGGGCUUCAUCAAUAUCCCUGUUGGUAGCGUCGCAAUCAUCAUUGCUACUUCGGCGAGAGCGCACGACCUUCAUCAAGCAUUCUUGGGACUUCUAUCGGCCU
Aureococcus anophagefferens is the source of this 348-nucleotide messenger RNA. RefSeq lists its product as hypothetical. The annotation marks the transcript as partial. Gene Ontology annotation, biological process: acetyl-CoA metabolic process. Lineage: Eukaryota; Pelagophyceae; Pelagomonadales; Pelagomonadaceae. The transcript has a single exon. Gene Ontology annotation, molecular function: hydroxymethylglutaryl-CoA synthase activity. The record is from RefSeq and is a predicted model, not a curated record.